Molecule: messenger RNA, 630 nt
Organism: Thlaspi arvense
Lineage: Eukaryota; Viridiplantae; Streptophyta; Magnoliopsida; Brassicales; Brassicaceae
Source: the annotation of a GenBank genome assembly
AUGGAGAAUAAAUACGAAAAAACUUUGAACUGCUCGAAGCUCAACAAAAGACAAGACGAGAGAGAAGGAGGAGGAGAAGAAGAAGAAAAAUCGAAUCUUCAAAAGGGCGAAAAGAAAGGAAGAAGACGCAAAGUUCUUCUUCAAUGGAGCCUCCUCCUGAAAGAUCCAAACGCCUCCACAACUUCACCUUGCCUUAUCUCCACGAUUUUUCCUGGAUUGUGGUUGUCAGAGGAAGUAACAACAGAUGCAUAUAAUGUCCCUGAAGCUGUGGAAACGUGAAAAGGUGUUUACUUGUUAGCAAAAAAAAAUGUAUCAGCUUCUUUGUGUUUCUCUGUUCUUGUUCUACUUUGAGAUAUUCUCAAGUUUGUUUCAUUGUAAGCAACGGUAAAAAAUGUAGCAAUGUAUUGAUUCCGUGAAGAAACCCAAAUUUCUGGUUUCUAAAUACGGAUAUUAUCAGCUCAUUCAUAAUGUUUAGUUUAGAAGAUGAUAGUAAUGGUCUAACUGUAAUCUCCCCGGCUGUUUGUUUUUAAUGAUGCAGAUGCUUCAGUGUCUCUCUGUAACUUUCUUUAUCUUUCAUAUAAAAAAAAGUUGUCUUUAGUCUCUAUUGUUUACAUUGUGGGUAUAUAAACG